Fusarium redolens is the source of this 728-nucleotide messenger RNA. Its product is annotated as bacteriocin-protection, YdeI or OmpD-associated-domain-containing protein. Bases 17 to 664 code for a protein of 215 amino acids. The transcript has a single exon. NCBI's taxonomy places the organism in Eukaryota, Fungi, Ascomycota, Sordariomycetes, Hypocreales, Nectriaceae. The record is from RefSeq and is a predicted model, not a curated record.
CUCACAAACACUGACAAUGUCACGAACAACAAGAUCCGCCGCCAAAAGACUCUUACGUCUCCAAACCUCAUCCCCAUCACUCACAACACCCCCUACAGCCACUCUAGAAACUAAACUCUUCGCAACCCCAUCAGCAUUCGAAUCCUACCUCUCAACCAAUCAUUCCACAAACACCACCGGUCUCUGGCUCAAAAUUGCAAAGAAGAACUCCCCAAUCCCCUCAAUAACAUACGAUCAAGCCCUCGACAUAGCGCUCUGCUACGGCUGGAUCGAUGGCCAGCGAAAAUCCCACGAUGAUUCACACUUCAUACAGCGCUUCACGCCUCGUCGGAAGGGAAGUCUCUGGUCUCAGCGAAACGUGAACAAAGUCGCGACGUUAACUGAAGCGGGGCGCAUAACACCUGCUGGCCAGGCGGAGAUUGACGCAGCGAAGGAUGAUGGACGGUGGGAGAGGGCGUAUUCAUCGUCGAGUAAUGCAGUCAUUCCAGAGGAUUUUCAAAGAGCGUUGGAUGGGAAUGAAGCUGCGGGGGAGUUCUGGACGGGGUUGAAUAGAACGAAGAGAUAUGGUUUUAUACAAAGAUUGGAAACGGCGAAGAGGCCGGAGACGAGGAGGAAGAGGAUAGAGCAGUUUGUUGAACUUCUUGCUGCUGGGAAGACUGUUUAAUUCAUUGAUGGGGGUAUUUUAUAUUAUUAAGAAUCUAUUCAAAUACGAUAAAAGAAGCAAGAAU